AUGGAGCCACCCACGCACAUCCAUGGCCUUCCUGACGACAUUCUUAUUAAGAUCUUCUGGCACACUGAGCAGCCGAUUCCUAGACAAACGGGCAGCGACUGCUUGUGGGACUCAGACUCCUCGAUUCCCGCCCCAAAGUACCUCUCUGCAAACCUUUCAAACGAGAAUGCCAUUCGUCAGGAAAAGAAGACUCCGUUACCCAUUCCUCCUCCCUCUGCGGACGCGCACCGUAUUCUCCUCGUCGCGGCCGUCUGCUGUCGCUGGCGCUGUCUGACUCAGCGUUCCGUCUCCGCGCUUCUCGUCCGAGACAAUCUCGUCGUGUCUCGCCAGGCUCUCGCGAGUGCUGUCGCUGCCUUACCGAACCUGACCCAUCUUCACCUCUGCGACGGCAGCGUCGAGACUCUCGACGACGCCUUCCUCGCUCACCUCGCGUCGUCAUGUCCCAACCUCGCCAUCCUCCACGUCGGAACCAGAAUCGCGCCUGUGAAGUGUAAAGGUUAUUAUGGCCGUAUAUGCGAGAAGGACGCGCUACCUAUAACAACCGCUGGUCUGGAUUUAUUUUUCCGGCACUGCACUCGGCUAGAGCAGCUUUCACUUUACUGCCUCGACCGUUGUGUCAGAUUCCCCGCGUCCUUCUUUCAGCUGCCGCAUCUGCACACUCUCGCGCUCACACAUGCUUCCUCGCUCGAAACUCUGGGUUUUGCCAGCCUUACAUCUCUCACCACCCUGCACAUUGCCUCCAAAAAUGUCUUGGAUGAAGUGGCAAACAUCGUUCGCCGCUCACGCAUCACCACCUUCUCGGACUCAGAUGAAGCCGUGGCAUUUCACCGCGAUUCCCUCGUCUCUGCAGACUUCAACAUGGCACAGCUGCCUCUGCUCAAGCCGUCUUCCGUGGUGUUUGCCGAUUUCGACACCACGCAGCUGGGUCUGCUCAAGUCGUCAAGGCUCAGGAAGGCGGUCCCGUGUGCCGCCCUAGAACGGCUUGAGAUUGUUAUGGAGCGUCCUAGAUCCGUUACGCCGACCUUUCAACUCGCAGAGCUGAUGCCGAGGCUCCGCAAGCUGACCAUUCGCCAGAGUCUGGAGUAUGAUGACCCUAGGCCAAUUGCACUCAGCUUCGCUUCUCUAACUCUCUUGGAGAGCUUGACAUUUACAGAAUGUUACCAAAGAGACAUUUUUUGGGGUUAUUACGACCUGCCGGAGGGUAUCGGCUGCCUGCUUGCCCUGAGAACUCUCGUGCUGCACAAUCUGCCUCUCAUGGCCCUCCCGGACGCCCUCUGCCACCUGCCUUCCCUCGAGACAUUCGUCCUCAUUGGAAGCAUCUCCAGCCCGCAGGCCCUCCAGCUGCCCGCAGAUUUCUGCUGCCUCACGUCACUCCAAACCCUCGCCAUUGUGAAGAUGCCUCGGACUGGGCCUCCUGCGUCUCUGCCGCUCUCCCUCGAGGUCUUGAGUCUUGGAAACAGCUACCACGUGGCUGAUCUGCCAGACGUCUCCGUGCUGCCUUGGCUGAGAAAGCUCUCCUUGAAGCUGGUUGGUGCGGAGGAGAGGAUGGCUGUGGGCAGCAGCUUGGCGCGCGUGAAGCAGGUGGAGCUGGCGCUGCAGGAGGAGGCUGUGGAGCUGCCCUUCUCCCUUGCGCUGCUCCCCCAGCUGCACACGCUGGUCAUGUGGAACGCGGGGAAGAUGCAGCGGCUUCCAAGCGACAUGGGAUGGGCUGUGCCGCAGCUGAGGGUUCUGCAGAUCCACUGUGCGCGGGAAUUGAGGGAGCUGCCGGACAGCAUUGGCGCUGCAUCCCGCCUGCGCCAGCUGCACCUCUUUGACUGCCCCGCCCUGCACCACCUGCCUGCUUCCCUCACCCAGCUCUCAUGCCUCCACCAGCUGCAUGUGGAAAACACCGGCCUGCGCAGCCUUCCUUCAGGGAUUUCGCAAUUGACCCGGCUGCGCAGUCUUAGCUUGCAUGGCUGUCUACGGCUGCAGGGUCUGCCAGAGGGCCUCACGGAGCUGAAAAUGCUGCAGUACUUGGGAAUUAAGAACUGCAGCGCAAAGCAUGUGCGCGGGGAGUGGAACUAUGAGUGCAAUCACUGGGACGUAAAGCCGUAUGGGCUCCGGAGCAUGUACGGAUUGAAAAUAGAUGCGUAG
Messenger RNA from Closterium sp. Naga37s-1, 2133 nucleotides. The record is from the annotation of a GenBank genome assembly. NCBI's taxonomy places the organism in Eukaryota, Viridiplantae, Streptophyta, Zygnematophyceae, Desmidiales, Closteriaceae.